AACCUCCGCGGGAAGAAGAACAAGACGACGAGAUACAUUUCUUUGCGUCUCUUAUUUUACAUGUCCCACCAAUAAAAAUUUCUAUAUCUAUAUAAGAACCCCCACUGAGUCAAUUUUCUUCUCUAAGAAAGUCCGCCAUUUUUUAUUUAGUUGAAGCUCUGAAACUGAAGGUUACUGAUUAAAUUAUGGCAUCAUCAGCUGUGAAUGAUGAAUCAAAAACAAGGAUAACAGCGAGAUCAUCAUUAAUAGAUUCGAUAAAAGGAUGUGGUAUAAAAGGAGUUAUAAUCGAUAAGGAAGAAUUAAAACAAAAGAUAUUAAUACCUAAAUAUCUUAGAGUUGCUAUGUGUGAAGCUAUUCAAUCCAAAAAUUCUAAUAUUGGGGCUCAGAAAUAUGAUCCUGAUGAUGAUGGUGAAAAUAAAGUCCCCGAAGCUCCUAUGGUUGUUUUUGUUAAUUCUAAAAGUGGUGGUAGAAAAGGUUCUGCUCUUAAACAAAGACUUCAGGAAUUAAUCAGUCAAGAACAGGUUUUUGAUCUCUCGGUUGUUAAGCCUCCUGAAUUUGUUCGUUACGGAUUAGCUUGCCUAGAGAGCUUAGCUAGUCAUGGUGACCACUGUGCAAAGGAGACUCGUGAUAAGUUGAGGAUCAUAGUUGCAGGAGGCGAUGGGACAGUGGGUUGGGUACUUGGGAGUCUUACAGAACUUUUUAGACAGAACAGGGAGCCAGUUCCUCCUACAGGAAUAAUUCCUCUCGGUACGGGCAAUGACCUUUCAAGGAGUUUUAGUUGGGGUGGUUCGUUUCCUUUUGCAUGGAAGUCAGCUGUCAAGCGAACUCUAAAUGAAGCUAUUACAGCUCGCAUCAGCCGUCUUGAUAGUUGGAAUGUCGUGGUAACUAUGCCAGCAGGGGAUACUGUAGAACUUCCUCAUUGUAUGAGCUACAAGGAAGAUUAUACUCAUGAUCAGGAUAUGGAGGGGUUGCCCGAAAAGACGUCUUGUUUCGAGGGUGUGUUUUAUAAUUACUUCAGUGUAGGAAUGGAUGCCCAAGUUGCUUAUGGAUUCCACCUUUUGCGUAAUGAGAAACCUUACUUGGCGCAAGGUCCAAUAGCAAAUAAGUUAAUCUACUCCUCGUAUAGUUGCACCCAGGGGUGGUUCUGCACCCCCUGUGUGAGUACCCCAAAUUUAAGGGGACUUAAAAACAUCUUAAGGCUGUAUAUUAAAAAGAUGAAUUGCUCAGAGUGGGAGCAGGUCCAAAUUCCUUCAAGUGUUAGGUCCAUUGUUUGUUUGAAUCUUCAUAACUAUGGAAGUGGAAGGAAUCCUUGGGGUAAGCUGAAACCCAAGUAUCUUGAAAAGAGAGGGUUUGUUGAGGCCCAUGCUGAUGAUGGACUCCUAGAAAUUUUUGGUCUAAAGGAAGGUUGGCAUGCAUCUUUCGUCAUGGUUGAACUAAUCUCAGCAAAGCACAUUGCGCAGGUACCACAAUGAAAGAAGAAAGAUUAUGGCAGCAGCUAUUAGAAUGGAGGUUAGAGGUGGAGAUUGGAAGAAAGGUUAUAUGCAGAUGGAUGGGGAACCGUGGAAGCAGCCUAUGCACGAAGAAUAUUCAACCUUUGUGGAUAUUGUUAGAGCUCCAUAUCAAUCAAGGAUGAUAACACAUGAGUGAAUUUGCUCUAGAUUGCCAGCAACUCGGAUAAGUGUAUCCCUAGAGAAGUGCAUUUUAGAGAUUGGUUUGCAUUCUUUGUAUAGCAUAUCAUUCAAUUUAGGGUAUGUAUUAUUAACGUCCGAGUCCUGACACUACUAGUCAAUAAAACAUUUGUGGACUUGCAAGUUUAAAACACUGGUUUUCACGAUGGCUAAA
This is a messenger RNA of Papaver somniferum (opium poppy), 1842 nucleotides long. Its product is annotated as diacylglycerol kinase 7-like. The transcript is spliced from 12 exons. NCBI's taxonomy places the organism in Eukaryota, Viridiplantae, Streptophyta, Magnoliopsida, Ranunculales, Papaveraceae. Gene Ontology annotation, molecular function: ATP-dependent diacylglycerol kinase activity. The record is from RefSeq and is a predicted model, not a curated record. Bases 186 to 1472 code for a protein of 428 amino acids.